Messenger RNA from Zea mays, 433 nucleotides. Its product is annotated as serine/threonine-protein phosphatase PP1-like. The transcript has 2 exons. Bases 139 to 384 code for a protein of 81 amino acids. Gene Ontology annotation, cellular component: nucleus; cytoplasm. NCBI's taxonomy places the organism in Eukaryota, Viridiplantae, Streptophyta, Magnoliopsida, Poales, Poaceae. The record is from RefSeq and is a predicted model, not a curated record. Gene Ontology annotation, molecular function: protein serine/threonine phosphatase activity.
CCCACACGUAGAGCAGUCGGUAUUUCUUCGAUCCGUGCUUGCGCUUUUUUUUCUUUGUAAAGAUUUCGUUUCCCUCCCUUUUAACUGUUGUCGAGAAGUUUCGACAAGAGUGGUGUGAGUGUUGAAGAGCUCCUCAACAUGAUGGAUCCGGCCUUGCUUGACGACGUCAUACGCCGGCUGCUGGAGGUGAAGAAUAUCAAGCCUGGGAAGAACGCGCAGUUGUCGGAGUCGGAGAUCAAGCAGCUAUGCGCUGCCGCCAAGGAGAUCUUCCUGCACCAGCCCAACCUGCUGGAGCUCGAGGCGCCCAUCAAAAUCUGUGGUGAUGUCCAUGGCCAGUACUCUGAUCUCCUGAGGCUAUUCGAGUCUGGAACACCUAUCAAUUGAACAAGUCAGCUUUUUGUAGGCCAACCUCUUAUACCAUACAACAUAGCAG